Acanthisitta chloris (rifleman) is the source of this 1589-nucleotide messenger RNA. RefSeq names its product pikachurin-like. The transcript is spliced from 10 exons. The annotation marks the transcript as partial. Gene Ontology annotation, molecular function: calcium ion binding. NCBI's taxonomy places the organism in Eukaryota, Metazoa, Chordata, Aves, Passeriformes, Acanthisittidae. The record is from RefSeq and is a predicted model, not a curated record.
GCUCUGAGGAGUUAGGAAGUGGAAGCUAUGGGCAUCGGUACAUCACAGACACAGUGACUGGUGAUGAUGAUGGAUUUGAUAUUGAUGAUUCAGACUACGACAUCUAUAUAGAAGAGCUCCGACCACUUCCUGCUAUUAAAGGAGGCAACAGAAAAUUUCUGGUUGAAACUAAGGUCACACCAGGAUCUAGUUCCAGACUCCUGUCACGGGUCCUCACAACCACUUCUGAACCCACUACCUCCACCCCCACCACCACAAAACCUUCAACCACAGCGAGGGCAACUACUGCCUGGGCAGCGAGGAGGGGCAGCAUGACUUCUGCUGCGCGCCUCUUUGAUCUGUCCUGUGAUGAGGCCAUCUGUUCUGCAGACAGCUUUUGUAUCAAUGACUAUGACCGAGGGGGCUCACGCUGCCACUGCAACUUGGGAAAAGGAGGAGAGACAUGUGCAGAAGACAUUAGUAUCCAGUAUCCUCAGUUCUCUGGUUACUCAUAUAUCACAUUUGAACCACUGAAAAAAUCCUAUCAGACAUUCCAAAUUACCCUGGAAUUCAGGGCUGAAUCAGAAGAUGGUUUGCUGCUAUACUGUGGAGAAAAUGAACACGGUCGUGGUGAUUUUAUGUCACUGGCAAUCAUCCGACGUAACCUCCAGUUCAGGUUCAACUGUGGCACUGGAGUUGGAGUCAUAACCAGUGAAUACAAAAUCAAGCUGGGGAACUGGCACAGUGUCACAUUGUUCAGAGAUGGAGUGAGUGGCUGGCUCAGGAUGGAUAACAAUGCUCCAGUAACAGGAAAAUCUCAGGGCCAAUACAGUAAAAUUACAUUCCAGACUCCCUUCUACGUUGGUGGUGCUCCCAGUGUGUACUGGCUGGUCAGGGCCACAGGCACCAACCGUGGGUUUCAGGGCUGCGUCCAGUCACUUAGCAUCAACGGAAAGAUGAUUGAUAUGAGACCCUGGCCAUUAGGGAAAGCUCUCAGUGGUGCUGACGUUGGUGAGUGUAGCAGUGGCAUCUGUGAUGAGGCAGCUUGCAUCAACAGUGGUACCUGUACUGCAAGCAAAGCAGAUUCAUACAUUUGCCUUUGCCCUCUUGGAUUUAAAGGUCAUCACUGCGAAGAAGCACUCACCUUGGCCAUACCUCAGUUCAACGAGUCCUUAAGAUCAUUUGCUAGCACACCCUGGCCCUUGGAACCACAGAAUUACCUUUCCUUCAUGGAGUUUGAGCUGACAUUUCGUCCAGAUUUAGAGACUGGUGUCCUUUUGUACAGCUACGACACAGACAGCAAGGACUUCCUCUCCAUUAACAUGGUGGCUGGUUAUGUGGAAUUCAGGUUCGACUGUGGCUCAGGAACAGCUGUUAUCAGGAGUGAAGAACCUGUCAGUCUGGGUCAGUGGCAUGAGUUGCGAGUGUCUCGCACGGCAAAGAAUGGUAUCUUACAAGUGGACAAACAAAAGCCAGUGGAAGGGAUGGCAGAGGGGGCUUUUACACAGAUUAAAUGCAGCUCUGAAAUAUUUAUUGGUGGAGUCCCUAGUUAUGAUGAUGUGAAGAAGAACUCUGGAAUCCUCAGACCCUUCAGCGGGAGCAUCCAAAAG